Molecule: messenger RNA, 2622 nt
Organism: Clarias gariepinus (North African catfish)
Lineage: Eukaryota; Metazoa; Chordata; Actinopteri; Siluriformes; Clariidae
Gene: slc29a1a
Product: solute carrier family 29 member 1a
Exons: 13
Coding region: 148-1467 (439 amino acids)
Biological process (GO): uridine transmembrane transport; nucleoside transmembrane transport
Cellular component (GO): plasma membrane
Molecular function (GO): nucleoside transmembrane transporter activity
Source: RefSeq, a predicted model, not a curated record
CUAGACGCAGCACGUGGGGCUUUGUGUGUUGCCCGCGUGUGUGUUCGCCCUUCUUCUGGAGGGAGCUGAGCCCGAGGGGACAGGGUAGUCGUCACUCCACCGAAAAGGCUUUUCAACUGAUCAGUAACAUUUCACCAGCGUGAAAUAAUGACGGCCAUCACUUCACCACGAGACAAGUAUAAUGCUGUAUGGAUUAUAUUUUUUAUCCUGGGACUGGGGACCCUUCUGCCAUGGAACUUCUUCAUGACUGCCACCGUGUACUUCACCGACCGUCUCCGUAAGAACCAGACCGUCAAUGGCACUAUGAAAGAGGGUGAGGAGCGUAACGUCCUGGAAUCAACAUUCAACAAUGUGAUGACCCUGUGUGCCAUGGUGCCUCUGCUCAUUUUCACCUGCCUUAAUUCCUUCAUUCAUCAGAAGAUUUCUCAGAAACUGAGGAUCUCCGGCAGCCUCUCUGUGAUCCUGGUGGUGUUCCUGAUCACUGCAGUGUUGGUAAAGGUGGACAUGGACCCCAAGACCUUUUUCACCCUCACCAUGAUCAAAAUCGUCUGCAUCAACUCUUUUGGUGCGAUUCUGCAGGGGAGUCUCUUUGGUCUAGCAGGGUUGCUUCCAGCUUCCUAUACUACUCCAAUCAUGAGCGGCCAGGGCUUCGCCGGAACAUUCGCAGCCUUUUCCAUGAUCUGUGCACUUGCCAGUGGCUCAGCACUGCAGAACAGUGCUUUUGGCUACUUCAUCAUUGCCUGUGUUGCAAUUAUUCUGGCCAUCAUUUCUUACUUUGCCCUGCCCAAAAUGGAAUUUUUCAAGCACUAUGCUUGCGCCAGGAGCCCUGACAUUUGCAAUGAUGAGGAAAACAAGAUGGCCAUGUUGAACAAAGAAAACUCCGGUGAGACGAGGGCAGUAGUGAAUCUGACUGAGGAGGAGCCCACGCAUACCAACUCUGUGAUUGCCAUCUUUAAAAAGAUUUGGGUGAUGGCCCUUUCAGUGUGCCUUGUCUUCACCGUCACUAUUGGAAUAUUUCCUGCUGUGACUGUAGACGUCAAAUCCCAUGGGGAAGAAGGCGGUGAUUGGAAUAAAUACUUCAUCCCCGUGUUCUGUUUCUUGCUCUUCAACUUGAUGGACUGGUUUGGACGAAGCUUAACUGCAAAGACCACAUGGCCUGGUAAAGACAGCAUCUGGCUGCCUGUCCUGGUGCUAGCUCGUCUCGUAUUCGUCCCCCUCUUCAUCCUGUGCAACGUGCGGCCCAGGUACAACAUUCCCGUCCUGUUUAAUCAUGAGGCCUGGUACAUCGUCUUCAUGAUCAUCUUCUCCUUCAGCAACGGCUAUCUCGCCAGCCUGUGCAUGUGCUUCGGACCCAAGAAAGUGUCUCAGCACGAAGCAGAGACAGCAGGGGCAAUCAUGGCCUUCUUCCUGUCCUUGGGUCUGGCGAUGGGAGCUGCACUGUCUUUUGGAUUCAGGGCAAUGAUCUAGAACCUUUUACCUUUAACCUUUUACCUAAUGUCUUCUAGGGUGAAAGACAGAAACAUUGCAAACCUGGUAAACUUUGUCAUUUGGAAACACAUGGAUUUCCUAUUCACUUCAGUCCUGGUUCAACCAAUCAGAAAAACUUUUUCAUUCAGAAGAACAUGAACUCAUUGAAACCUUCAGUUUACAAACCUUAAACAGACAUUAUAGAAAAAACAAAAAAAAAGUGUUUGAUCAAAUGCCAAAAGAACAUUGUAUUAGCUUGUUUUAUUAGCUUAGUUUAUUUUUUUUAGAGUAAUAGAAGUAUUAUUUUUUUCAAUGUGUUGUAUUUUAUGCUCUUAUUUUUUUAUAUUUAACAGUGAUUAUUUUAAUAUGUACUAAUACUAAACAAAAACUUUGCUAAAAGGGUAAACGCUGCUGUAUCGGGGCUUAUGCUGAUGAAGAACCAGACACCGUGUUUAGUAACUACGUGUGGUCAGUUAAAACCAUAGAAUUAUUUUUAAUUGAAUAUUUUAUUUAUUUAUUUUAUUUUUUUGAGUAAUAAAUGAAAGAAUUUGAGUAAUGAGGAGAUGGCAUGGUGGUGUAGUGGUUAGCACUGUCGCCUUGCACCUCCACGGUCCGUGUUCGAUUCCCGUGUCUGUGUGCAUGGAGUCCUGCGAUGGGUUGGCCCCCUGUCCAGGGUGUAUCCUGCCUCAUGCCCCAAGUCUCCUGGGAUAGGCUCCCCCUUAUCUUUUUAACAGUCUUUUAUAACGACCAAGACCUAUUGUGCAUCGUAAUUAUAAUCUAAGACAGAAAAAAAAAACCUAUCCCUUUAAUUCAAUAGUUUUUUAUUAAGACUAAUGUACAGUAUAUAUUGUAAGACCUUGUUGUCUCCAGUCUGCCUGAAAUUUCUUACAAGCCUCCCGAGAUUGUAGUUUUGAAUCCUAGUUAUGCAAGGUGUAUUUAACACAUUUACCAGUGUUGUUUUUUUUUUCUAUUUCGUGUGUACUCGUGUUCUAAGCACACAUGCUGUUUAGAUUUAUUAGAUAAAGAUUCAGGGUAAAAGAACAGUGUGCUGCCUUAAUAGAUGCCCUUUAGUUUCCUCAUGGUUUGCAUUGUUGUGUUGACUUGGUGGCUCUUGGCUUGAGUGCAUUCAAUAAAGCCUGAGCGGAAUUCUCUAAA